Molecule: messenger RNA, 541 nt
Organism: Arabidopsis thaliana (thale cress)
Lineage: Eukaryota; Viridiplantae; Streptophyta; Magnoliopsida; Brassicales; Brassicaceae
Gene: LCR15
Product: low-molecular-weight cysteine-rich 15
Exons: 2
Coding region: 84-338 (84 amino acids)
Cellular component (GO): extracellular region
Source: RefSeq, marked reviewed
AACUUCUUGUAUACAUAUGUAUAAGUUGUUCUUCAUCAUCUUUUAUUCGUAAAGCAUCAUCAAUUCGCUUGCAGCAUCGGGACAUGAGUAAAUCCUUGCAACUCAUUGUCACCGUUCUAUGUAUCUUCACCAUCCUCGUUCUAGGGGAGAUAUGUCUGGCAAAGGGACAACCACUUGAGGAAAUGGUAGAGUGUAAGGAGGUCCUAUGGCCGGAAGAAUGUAAAUACGACGCAUGUGCCUUUGCAUGUGCACUCAAGAGACAUGGCAAGGGUGGUUGCCUCGAAGGCCCCGAUUAUCGCUCCGCUUGCAUCUGCCAGUAUGCUUGCAAACGCUCUUAAUACUUGUAUUUCACUAGUGAAAAGCCAUGAAGUCAUAUUUAUAUUUAUUAUAAGAAUAACCGUUUAAUAAAAACAUUGUUUUAUCGUGUGCUAGACAUUUUAUCAUUCUCCGUUUAUGUUUCCACAACAUGAUUUAGGAACCCGAAACGUUUUGACAUAACAUAACAGAAAACGUCAGGAUUUAUCCCGGUUUAGAGUAAUCU